Molecule: messenger RNA, 3609 nt
Organism: Theileria orientalis strain Shintoku
Lineage: Eukaryota; Apicomplexa; Aconoidasida; Piroplasmida; Theileriidae
Exons: 2
Coding region: 1-3609 (1202 amino acids)
Source: RefSeq, a predicted model, not a curated record
AUGACUUCAAUAUCUCAAGAUCGAUCUUUUGAACAAUCAUUAAAUCAAUUUAUUGAUAAUAACAUAGAUCCUAAAUUUUUAUUUGAUUUAGAGGAUCCAGGUUGUAGAUUGGUCUCUCCUAAAUCAUUAAACGAGUCACCGUCUACUGACAAAUCUUCGAAAACAUUAAAUAUGUUAAAUGAUAUAAAGUCAGCUCUAAAUGAUGCUACUGAAUAUUCAAAAUCUAUUGCUCAACAAUAUGGAUCUAACUCUUCUUCAUCUAAAAAUUUAGUAGAUCGCAAUGCACCGACUAGUAAAAAUGAUAUACUCGAACACGCCGAGUCGGUUAUAGAAUACCAACGUGAGAGGAUAAAUAUAUUGGAAAAGACUCUUCAAAAGUACAAUAUCGCAAUCACAAAGACUGCAGAAUUACACAAAGAUGAAUUGGACGAGUAUGAGAAAAAAAAUAAAGAAAUGCGCGUCCAGAUGCAAACGGUUAUUUCAGACUACGACGCAAUCAGUAAGAGGUACAAGAUGGAUAUGGAAAAUUAUGAAACUCUAAAGGGUAAAAGCUUAAAGUCGGAUUAUGAGAUAUUGAAGAAAGAUAAACAAAUAAAUGAGCUUGAGAGGAAGUUGGAAUUGUACCCAAAGGAGAAUGAUCUUCUCAGGUCUCAGAACAAUGAUUUAAUGAAUGAAGUUAAAGCGCUUAAAAAUGAACUGUUUCCACCGAUGAAAUCUUGGCAAAGAGACUUAGAUAGAGCUCCUACUGAGCACGUUAUGACACACGAGAAUCAGCAAUUUAAACCCAGUGGAGCUAAAUUGAAUGACCAAUAUAAGCCAAUUGACAUUGCUAAGCCACAUGUACUGUGUGACGUGAGGAAGCAGGAGACUGCAGCGAUGGGAAGAUGCCUUAUGCAAGUCGAGAAUGACCUAUCGACAUACAAGAGGCUCUAUGAUGACCAAAGGUCAGAGAUACAGAGGCUUAAUAACCUUUUGAACACGAAAGGGAAUAAGGAAAUGUACCACGGAUGCCAGUACUUUGGGUCUCACAAGCAGCUUAUGAACCUGAGAGACCUCUAUAUAAGCAUGAUGAAGACCUCAACCCAGGUGUCUCAGGAAAAGAAGGUUAAGGUAGAAGAAACGCAAACUAGCGAAGACAGGUCGCUACACGCAGCGUACAUGCUCAAGGCAAACGCUGAGCAGAGGGAGAUGUACGACAAGCUGCUGGAAGUUGUGAAGAACGUGAUAUCAGUGAAGUCCUCCUCAACAAGUUUCUACAGAUGCAAGACGGACUACUGUAAGCUCGUAGAGCUGAACGAGUUUGACCUUAACACGAAGUUUAGAAAAAUGCUGAUAGAAGUGGACGACUCGAAGCUGUUGGUGCACCAGCUCGAAGAUGACCAAAUAGUGCAAACUGACAUUGUGGCGCAGGAGAACCUGAGGGCAGUGAGAACAGACUACAAGAAUCUGCAGCUGAUUCUGAAGGGAGAACACUACCACGUGUUCAGAUUCGACACUUCUGACGCGUACAACAGGUUCUACUACGCACUUCAGUACGCAGGCUUCCUAGUCGACGACAGUAAGCUGUCAAUAUACUCGAAGGUGGACCUUAAUUACCUAAGCUCUGAGGAAAAAUGGCCUCAAGAUCUUGUGCCAGUGCUGUUUUCAAAGGUGGUAACAAUAAACACUUACCAGUACAACCAGAAGCUUAUUCAGAAUUACAACAUGGUCAUGUCAAAUGUGCAGAUUGGCAUGUCUCCCAUGGGAAAAGCAGACCACGUGUUACCAAACCAGAACAUGGAGCUACACAUGAACAGCCUCUUUGAAAACGUAAACGUAAUCUCUGAAUUUACCCCAAGCUUGCUCUACUACGAUCAGAACUCGAACCUAUUGGUGCUUUACGGGCCAAACUUGGCCAAUAAGCCGAAGGUGGUAAACCCAGCAAAUACAUACAAGUUUAAAAUACUUAAUGACCUGGAAUACUCGAACGUGACCAAAUAUCAAGAUGAGGGAGAAGAGGACUACGUAGACUUUUACCAAGUUCCCUUUGCAACGUUCCCCAACGGAGAGCCAGUGAUGGAGCACUUUAACCCUCAACUGACAAACUACUCACUGGUUUCACUGAAGAACACGCAACAUGACAUUAAUCAGCUCAACGGGAGAUUCGGUCAAAUGGCUAAUUUGAAUCCUCACAUGGCUAUGCAAAGUCCAUCUAGUUACACUAAUUCAAUGGGUAAUGCGAGCCCAUACAACUUUAAUAAUCCAAUGAACAUGGGAUUUGCCGACUACGAAUUUGAAGUAUACUAUCUGCUCCCACUAACUCCGAGAUAUAAUGAUCAGUUGUCUAAAUUGAUUAAUAAGAUGGAUUUCCUUAGACUCAAGUUGACCAGUCCAGAUAUGGGAGACGAGCAACUAACAGAUGCAAAAGAUUCUUCUAAAUUCUACAACUUCGUAGACGGAGCACUCAAGAUCUCUUUCGCGGGAAUAGGAGCGGUGACGUUCCCGUGCUCAGAAACACGAUUCAAGUGCAACUCAGACACGCUUAUGAUAACAAUAGUUCCGUCGUCUGCACAUAAAGAGGGAUCUACUUCUUACGCAUUCGCAGUAUCGUCUUUAGAAUCAUUCAGAGACUUCGUAGAGGAUGCAGAAAGAAACGGAAUGAAACUUAUUUUAUCAGAUGAAAGCCCAAGUCAUGAGAAGACGUGUAUAGUGAAGAGAGGGUCCUUGAACAUAUUUGAGAAGGGCCCAAAGGGCGAGUUGCUCCCAUUCUUGUCGUAUAAGGCGGAGGAAACUGACGUUAAGAUUAACAGUAAGAAGAGGUCACUGCACAUAGUUCCGAGAGGAGGAGGAGACCUCGUGCUUAACAUGGACUGCCUCGAGGAGGACAAGUUCAACAAAUGGCUAAUAGCGCUCAAGGUAGGCGGCUUCAUAGCAAGCUCUGAAGGAGAGCCUGAGGUGGCACAGGGAGCGGAGAUGGCAGAGUUUAAGUUCGAAAUCAAGUCGUACAACGAGCAGGACAUGCACGAGAAGAGGUCAGUCAGAGUGCUCAGCGACAAGAUUGUGAUGUUCGGAAAACCGUCUGACCAGAAGCCCAUUUUCAUCUGGGAACGCGCAACGAUGAACGUUGAGAAGCUGGAAAAGCCAAAGAUCAGAAUUGCGCUAAAGAGGAACACGAAGUACGAGGAGUGCUUCGACCUCUCCUUCACAGUGCCCUACCUCUACGACGACACCGUUGACAUGCUCCACAAGCACAACUAUAAGCUCGAGCAGCCGUUCACGAAGAGGAACCUGAGGUGCGGCUACAUCCUAGCUGAGCCCAACGUGAUCAGGAUAUUUAAGUUGAAAUACGAACGCGACCACGUAAUGGUGCUUCGCGUCGACCACUACCAGGAGCCGAAGCUUAAUAUGACUGAGCUAAUGGUGAAGCUUGUGCCUAAUGUGGAGAACAAGCGUCCUGUGAGGAUGAAAUUCAAGAAGCGAGAAACGUUCACCAAGUUCACGACUGCGCUGCGCGUUGCCAACUUCGUGCCGUUCGUUCGAGGCCUGACUCCUAAACUAUACAGGCCUGAAAUAGUAUACGGGUUCGCUUGCCCGGAGGCCAAAGAAAUACUGAAGAACAACAGUAUGUAA